AUGAUGAAGCCCUGCAAGCCCGUGUUGAUAAGGAGGAGUGAAGUGGAAGGAGUGACGGAUGCUUCCCUGGCCAAAUCUUCAAAUGUUGAUGCCCGCAGGAUGGAGAAACAGACCUUGGUGACGGCUAUCAGUUUGUCCAUGAGCCUGGCAUCACUGGCACUUCUCAUCACCGCUAUCAUGACCGACCACUGGUACGAGACGGACACUACACGGCACAGGCAGAACUGCGACCAGUUCGGGCCGGACGCCAACGACCAGAAGAACCGGCGGAUGCCCAUUUAUCACCUGCCCCUGAUGGACAGCAGCAAUCCUCGGAGGAACCAGGCGCUGCUCCGGGCGAUCCACGUCGGGAGUAGAGAGGAGGAGCUCCUGGAAAACUGGAGGUCAAUUUUGGGAAUGGGAAUUUUAGAAACGGAAUGCGGUCGCCCUCUUUUCUCCACUUACUCUGGACUUUGGAGGAAAUGUUAUUAUCUAGGAAAGGACAGGGACAUCGACAACCUCAUUGCCAAGGGUAAGAGAUGCUGUGGGGAAUUUGAUCCGGGGUCCAGUACGGUGCAGUGAAACCGCAUCCCUUGUACAUAUAGGCCUAAACAUCCGACGCAAUGGUAGGCCUAUUUGUAAAUGAUUAAAAGUUACAUUCCGGCAUAUGCACUGCUGUUUAAUGGCCAUUCAAUUAAUUAUAUAAUACCUCCACUGACCCUUGAAUAAUAAACUCAUGAGUUUAGUACAACUGACUUAACCCAUCAUAACUCAAGAUGUGAAGUUGUUUUUGUUGUUAUUAACAGAUGUAUAGCUUCAAAACUAUCAUGUUGUCCUCGGAGAUUAUGUGUGGGUCUAGCCUAUCUGUAAACCAUGGGCGUGCAAAGUUCAGUCCAUAACAAAUCUAUUAAUUCGGAUAACCACCAUGGCCUAUGUGCGUAGGCAGGUUGCAUGCGCGCUUGCGUGUCCACCAUACAGACCUUAAAAGAAGCUCCGAUCUGAUCAGUUUUAGACUGCAUCUGACAGAAAACAACGUUAUUACCUUGGACCUGACACGAAAGGCAUUUCCACCAUGCACCCCCGUGUGUACUUCAUACUCCAGGCAACUAGGCAGCGUUUCGUGUUAAAUAUAAAUUAUUAUAUUUCUAUGAUCCAUAUAAUUUGCAUGAGGAUGGAAAGUGACAUCAAUAUUAAUUAAUAUAUGUGAUUCAUUCAGUAUUUACCAAAUCAAUAGACGCGCACCUUCUGUGCGUAAAAUUCACUAAAGUCAAUCAAAAGCUCGGGUUCUCAAGUUAAAUUUUUUUAGACCAAUUAAUAUAGCAAGUGAAAACGGAAAUGUUAUUUGGGCAACUUUUUGUAAUAUUGGUAGACCUAUAUUAUUUGUGGAAGGGGAGCAGGUCAGAUCCCUGCCAUAGUUAGUCUUCUUUGCUGCCUCCAAGAGAGGGGACAAUAUUACACCACUCAAAAAAUGUAACCCCUUUUUGUUACCCAUCAGAGAUGUAGGUCUGUUGGGGUUGAAACGAAAUUUCCCCAUGUUUAGCUUUCACUAGUCUCUUCUCACAGCCAUGUGUAGAGGCUUUCAUAGUGCUGAGGAAGAUGUAUAAAAUCUGCCAUCUUGUGGGAAAAUACAAAUGUACAGCCUCUAAAACCUUAUUAUGAAGUCUGUUCACGUGACACGGGGGUCUGAAUAUCAAAGUAGCCUUAACGAGUACGUACGUGACUAUAGCAACUAAUCAUAUAGAGGAGGAAUGCUAGCCUGAUGAGGAAGAAUAAAUCAUGUCAUUAAAGUGAUAGAUCCCCUUCGGGGCGGCAGGUAGCUUAGUGGGUAAAAGCGUUGUGCCAGUAACCGAAAGGUCGCUGGUUCUAAUCCCCGAGCCGACUAGGUGAAAAAUCUGUCGAUGUGCCCUUAAGCAAGGCACUUAACCCUUAUUGCUCCUGUAAGUCGCUCUGGAUAAGAGCGUCUGCUAAAUGACGUAAAUGUUUAUAAAAAGUAGAAACGGGGGAGUCUACUUUAUAAAUGAAUACUUAACAGCCACAGCUUUUCUCAAGACAAGUCUCCUUGAGAAACACUUUGCCUUUUCUGCUACUCAUUAUGUUCACACAAGUUCUUGUCUCUAUGCAGGUAUAGCCCAGCGAUGCAUCACCAUCAAGUACCAUUUCUCCCAGCCAAUCCGGCUCCGCAACAUCCCGCUCAACUUGACCCGCACCAUCCAGCAGGAUGAGUGGCACCUCUUACGUAAAUACAUUUUCUCAUUAUGAAAGAGAUUCCCCAAUGAGCCUUUCAUUAAAUGAUUCAUCCAGACAUCUUUGAUUACUCUUCUACUACCUUCCAUUCAAAAGGAGGGCACAUGUUAAUUUUACAUUAAUUACAUUUAGCAAUUUACCAAAGUUACCAGAAUCUUCAGUAAUUUUGGUCAAAUCUAUGGCAAUCAAUAGAUUUAAUGGAGGGGUAAUAACUUUAAUAACUUUUUAAAAAAUAUAUUAAUAUAUAGUAUUUAUUAUGUGUCCAUAUUGUCCAUGAGUUUCUAGUAGAUUGACCAUAUGGUUGAAGAGAAAAUGGCCUAAUUAAUGAAAAAAAUGCAUCUAAUCAAUAAUGGCAUUAUUUUCAAUUAACUCUGCAACUCUUCCAACUAUUGGCUUUUUUCACAACUGCCAGCAGGUUGACGUCAAAACAUUGACAAGAAAUACCUAUUGACAUAGUAAAAUAAAUACAAGUUUGUAAAAUAAAAUAUAAAGGAUAUUUCAUGCUUAAACCCUCAUAUUAAACACCAAUGGUAUUCUCUAAGUUCAUGGUAUAUAUUUAGGUUAAUGUUUUACAGCUUUGUCAUUCUAUUUUUUUUCUUUCAUAUAUUUUACCUGUGAUAAUCUCAAGUACCCAAAAGGGCCACUAGAUUAGAACGUUUCCAGAAAUAUACCCUCCCUUUGCAACCCUAGUGGUUACAGAGAGGGAAACAGUGUCUCUUGCAUAAGUGCUCACCCUCUUCUCCCUUCCUCUUCCUUGAAUCAGACCUGCGACGGAUCACGGCAGGGUUUCUGGGUAUGGCAGCAGCCGUUCUGUUGUGUGGCUGCAUCGUGGCGUCUGUCAGCUUUGCCUGGGAGAAGAGUCUCACUCAGCAUGUCUCUGGGCUGCUCUUUCUCAUGGCAGGUACAGUUUACAACACACACAACUGAUACUGAUAGUCUGUUUUCUUAAAUACACAUUGAUUUUCUCUCUCUCACACACUCUCCUCCUCUCUUUGCGGUCACUCUCUUCCUUCUCAGGGAUCUUCUGCACUAUCUCCCUGUGUACCUACGCGGCCAACGUGUCCUACGACCUGGCCAGGGUCCCUCCCUUCAUCUACGGGCUGCCCGCGGACGUGGAGCAUGGCUACAGCAGGUCCAGCUUCUGUGCCUGGCUCAGUCUAGGGCUGACAGUGGCGUCUGGAUGCCUGUGCACCACCUUCCCCAUCCUCAGCCAUAGCGGCGGCAAAGCCCAGCAGGGCAAGAGAAAGGCUGCCCCCAUCGACUGUGUUUGACACACACCUUACUGCGUUUGAUAUACACUUUGCUGUGUGUUACACACACACCGAGCCUUAGCAAGGGCCUGCAGGCAGAAAGAGUCUAAGAUGUCUGUGUCUGACACCCCCCUUUACCGUGUUUGACAGACAUGUCACAGCAUUUCACACCUCUUACUGCAUCUUUC
Coregonus sp. 'balchen' is the source of this 3661-nucleotide messenger RNA. NCBI's taxonomy places the organism in Eukaryota, Metazoa, Chordata, Actinopteri, Salmoniformes, Salmonidae. The record is from the annotation of a GenBank genome assembly.